AAGUUAUUAUAUAAAAUGAAGUUUGAGGAUUUCAAAAAUCAUUCAAAAAAUAUAUUGAUUUGACAGUCAUUCAGGCGGUCAGACAGUCAGUCAAAUGAAGUCAUCCCGGGAUUUGUUAAAGCAAUACAAUGACAAUCCGAUCAGCGGAUGGGAUCUUAUUGUUAUUUCAUCGAGAGAUGAACGUCAAAGAAGUGCCUUUGAGAGACAAUUAGAUGAAAUGAAACAAAACAAUCGGCAUUUUAUUACCGAUGAGUUCAACUUUUUGGUUGUCUCUGACGAACAAUUUGUGAGGCAAACCAACGGAACUAAGAAGUUAGGUUCAGGCGGUUCCACACUAUUUAUAUUUCGCUAUCUAUUGGAACAGUUUGGCGAUAAUUAUAUCUCCAAUCAUAAGAUAUUGUUAAUACAUUCCGGAGGUUAUAGUCAACGAUUACCUCACUAUUCAAUUUUGGGUAAACUCUUCUCCAAUCUUCCCAUUGAACUUAACAGCGAUGAUAACAAAUAUUGGACGGCACUGGAUGUAAAACUGGCACUUCUGGCACCGUUCGCAACAUUGAUGUCCACUGGCGUCUGGAUUACAGCGUCCGACGAUAUUGUAAUCUAUUCCUAUGACGAGUCAGAGAUGAAAAAUUUAUCGCAAUUUGCGAGCGAUAGUAUCGUUUGUUUGGGACAUCCAUCCGAUGUGGACAUAUCGGUAACUCAUGGCGUCUAUGUAUUAGACGACCAAACGCUACCAAUGAUAAACAGUAGAACUGUUUCAAUGCAUAACUGUCUUCAAGUGCUGCAAAAGCCGACUGUUGACGAGUUGACCAAAUUUGGUGCAUUUGUCCUCAACGGCACACUACAGCACUGCAUAACCGACAGUUCCUAUUACUUGGGAUCUGAUGUUAUCGUAGACCGACUACUCAAAUAUCCAGUUCAUAGUCUAGAUGAAGAGCUUGACUGUUACGGACACUUUCUGUGUCCACUUGGCUCCGAUCCCGUCAGCAAUUAUGGCGACAAUAAGUUCAAAUCACCGUUGAAUCAACUGCUCAGUGAUGUCCAUUUCAAAGUAUUAGUGUUGAGUCAAUCAAAGUUUAUUCAUUUGGGAACUAUUGGCGAAUAUAUUUACGAAAUGACUGAUUAUAGUGAUAAAGAAUUGGCUAAAAGUUUGUGCUUCAGAUCCCAAAAUCAUAGCGACAGCGAUGUCAUCAAAGGGACAGUGAUUUGCAGUCAAAUAAAUGUAGAUUCAGUGGUCGACAGGCAUAGUGUGGUCGAGUUCUGCAAUUUCGCUGACAUUCCUAUCGUCACAAAUCGUAAUCUUCUCUACAAUUGUAUUCUUGAGAAGCGAACCGAUAGAUCGCUUGAAGUACUCAAGUUUCCGGUUAACUAUUUGCUAUAUUCAGUGCCCGUUACCAUCGAUGACGGUGUCAACGGUUGGUGCACAUUAGGCUGUUGUCUCGAUAGUCAAUUAAAGUCCGAGUUAUGGUCAUCGAACAUAUUUCCCGUUUGUGAGACCAACGAGAAGUCUUUGUUAGCAACUCUCGAGCUAAUCGAUGGCAACUUUAAUGACCUGAGUUUGUCAACAAAUGUCACUAAAUUAUCGAUGUCUUCAGUAAAAGACUGGCAAAACACUCAACUUAUAGUUGAAAUGCGAUUGCCUGAUCUGGUGAGUGUGGUGUUAGAGGGUUAG
Oppia nitens is the source of this 1672-nucleotide messenger RNA. RefSeq names its product fucose-1-phosphate guanylyltransferase-like. Lineage: Eukaryota; Metazoa; Arthropoda; Arachnida; Sarcoptiformes; Oppiidae. The record is from RefSeq and is a predicted model, not a curated record. The transcript has 3 exons. The coding region runs from base 95 to 1672 and encodes 525 amino acids. Gene Ontology annotation, molecular function: transferase activity, transferring phosphorus-containing groups.